GCUAAAUGUCGUUUAGUGAUGUCCACAUCUGGAAGAGAAUGGGGCGGGCUGAUCCGUGCCUGAACUCGAAGAUGACUAUGGUGUGUAUUUGUGUGUGUGUGUGUGUGUGUGUGUGUAAUCUGCAACAGAUGACUUCUUGGGGGAUGAGAGGGUCUGACGGAGGCAAACGUUUCCUCGGCUGGAGCCACAUCAGCUCGCAACGGUUGUGCAUGGAUAUAUCAAUACAGAUCAAAUUCACUAUGCAUUCGUCUUAUAGGUAAUCUUAGUGAUGCCUGUACCCGGGCGGCAAUGCAUCUGUAAAGCUUCAAUAGGCCUAGCUGGCGAUGAAGACCUUGGCGAACCUGGACUGAAACAAAGGAAUGUAUUGAGUAGUUUGUUAUUUGAUCAUCACUGGAAUGGCAUAUUUGCUCUAUAACUUUUUUUUGUUCAGCAGUGGAGCGCUUUUAUUCUUCGCGUCUAGUUGGGCCAUUUGCCCCGAGCGAUGCGAGUGCCAGCACGCACAGCAUAUCCUCUGCGCAAACCGUGGUCUGCGCGCGGUGCCCAAAGCGCCGCAGGUGGAGCGCGCAGAGGAUGUGCGGGUUUUCGGUAUUGCGGGAAACUUCAUUCAAAACCUUAGCGCGUUCGACUUCAUGCGCUAUGGGAACCUAAUCAGGCUAAAUCUUCAGUUUAACCAAAUAAGGAAUAUACAUCCUAAAGCAUUCGAGAAACUCUCCAUGCUGGAGGAGCUGUAUCUGGGCAACAACUUAAUCUCGACAAUACAACCUGGGACUCUAAAGUCGUUGAAAAAACUCACAAUAUUAUAUAGCAAUAACAACGAAAUCAAAGACUUUAUUUCCGAACCUUUUAGUCAUUUAAACAGUUUAGUCAAACUGAGACUUGAUGGAAAUUUAAUUGAGAUUUUAAAAGAAUCCGUCUUCAAAGGACUGACAAAUUUAAUGUUUCUGCACUUAGAAUCGAACCAGCUUCGCCACAUUGAUCGCAAUGCGUUCGCGCGGCUCAGCAAACUGCAGUUUUUAAACCUAUCAGAUAAUAAACAAACAGAACUGCGCGAUGUUUUCACGUUUUCCCAUCUUAAUUCACUAACAACUCUUCUAAUCGCAGGCAACCAAAUAAGGCACAUUGGAAAUCACGUCUUUCAGAACCUGAAAAAGUUAACAAAAAUCUCUCUGAGUCACAACAAGAUAUCAAAGCUGGACAAUGAAGCGCUGAAGGGGCUCGCGCGAGUUAAAGAGCUCAAGAUUGACAGGAACGAGCUGACAGAGAUCCCGGCUGGUCUACUCGACCCGCUCGAGCGCAUCGAACACCUCGACUUCAGUGACAAUCACAUAUCUCGCGUGGACCCCGGUGCUUUCGGCCACCUUUCACUUCUAAAAAUCUUAAAAUUGAAAAACAACCGUCUUAUGAAUCUCUCCGGUGGAAUUUUCGCCACGAACGGCGUUUUGUUUCACGUAGAACUGAAUGGGAAUAACUGGACUUGCGACUGUCGGAUGGAGAAGCUUAAAAGCUGGAUAACGCAUGCGCAUUCUCAGGGAAAGCUGUUGACCGUGUUUGUGCGCUGCCUUCACCCCCCAGUGGUGGCGGGAAAAUACUUGGACUAUGUCAGCAACUCCCAAUUGGGAAAUAUGAGUGGUCAAUGCGAGUCAGAACCUCAGCCAAUGGAGAACCGAGGAGCAGUAGUGGAGUCACCGGCUCUCCAGGAGGAAAGAGAGAAGCAAGGAGGUGAAAAACAUGGAGAUGUAGGUGUCCAAGGGGAUGAGAGGGAGCAAGGGUUUGGGACAACACUAGAAAGAAAGAAGGAGAGGAAACUGGUCAGCUCAAGGCCAAGACCCACAGCUGUGAAAACAGGGAAUGGCUCCUUAUCUGAUUUUCCAACGACGAUGGCCACGUUCUUGACAGGCCACAACCACAGCACCUUUGCUUGGGCCCCACAGGAGCAGUUUAACCUGCCCUUACAAGACAGAGCCAAGCAUCAUGACUCAACAAUUGAAGUGAUCACUGAUGCAUGUCAAUUCAACCGUCACUCCAUCCUGAACGUUAGUGUGGAAGAUGUCACUUCCAGUACAGCCACUGUCCGCUGGAGCACCACUCUCGACGCUGGACUAGUUCUUGGGAAAGAACUUCUCUUUCGGGUUUUAUUUGACCGUUUCGGGCAUGCUUUUCGCUUCCCACGCUAUGUUUACACAGAUGGAUCCGACCGGGCGGUGACCCUCCAAGAGCUCCGCCCAGACUCCACCUACAUUACCUGUGUGGAGAGCGUUGUGGGUGGAGCUUUGUGUCAGGUUGCCCCCAGAGAUCACUGCACUGGAUUUGUCACACCUUUGCCCUCGGUGACAAGUGAAGUCAACCUACAGCUUGUCACAGUAGCAGCCCUGGUGGCCAAUGCACUGCUUCUCCUUCUGGUGGGCGGAGUCUGGCUGGGGCGUGUGUUGAAGAGGCGGAUCAGAAGCAGGAAGUCAUCCACUCAUGCACAUGUACGCCACAUGUACUCAACCAGACAUCCAUUUCGCUCUACUGUGGCCACUACCUGUGUCUCUUCUGAAUUCAGCGGUUACCAGAGUGGCAGACAACUGGCUGAAGAAGGUGACCUCAUCCAGUUCCCUGGUGACCAUUUCUUUGACAACAGCCAUGCUCGGAGAAAGGAUGAUGCCAUAAUGCUUAGAUACUCAGACUGAGUAUUGUGUGUGUGAAAAUAAAAGACAAUUUUGGCAAAACAAUUUUGGCCACAAAUGAGUAACCACUGAAACUGCAAUUCUUUUUCUUUUCUGGUUCUUCUUUUCUUUUGAUUGAUUGUCUAAGCCUCAGCUGCUGGUUGGCAGAAUUGCUUGAUAUUUGAAUGAUCGUCUUUCUGUCUUUGUAGAUAAUAUAUUACUUAUUUACCCGGUGUAGAUAUACUGCAGUAUUCCAGGCAUGUAUAUCAAUCCUUAAGGUACAAUACAGGAAAAGUCUUUUGAUACAUUUAAUAUGUUUCACUUUCAUUAUUGUUUUUUUUCUUUAGUUUUUUUUUAAAUAAAUAUGUUGCCUAGUCUGUAUUAGUAAUUGUGUAAUGGUUUCCAUGUUUUUUUUCUUUAUAAUUAAUUUAAUUCCGACAUUCAAAAUUCUACAAUAGACCUUAGUCAGGUUUAGACGCCAUAUUGAACUGAAUGAGAUGAAGACAAGGCUGUGAGGGAGAGAGUCCCCCCCCCCAGAAAGACAUUUGCUAUGUUGAUAAACAGUGCUGGGUAGUAACUGAGUACUUGUAAUAUGGAUUACGCAAUCAGAUUCCAAAAUUUUAAAGUACUUUUAAUUAGACGUUUAAUAUAAUUUUUUUUAAAUGCUCAUAAUCAGAUUACAGUUACUUUUUUAUAGAUUACAUGACUACAUAUUAUUCUCACAAUGGCAGUAAAUUAUUUAUAAUUUAUUGAUUCACCCCAGUUUAUUUUAUUUUAUUGAUCCUUUUUAAAUGAACCUACCAUUGGAUACAUGAGACUAAUCAUUAUACAAGUUACUAAACACUGCUGAUGCAUAGCUGUGAAAUACUUUGUCUUCAUCCAAUGACCUUCACAAAUUUUUAAUACUGGAAGUCUGGAAAAAAUAUUUUUCCUAACCCUAACCCUAAAUCUGAAAGACUUUGGCCAUGUAAUAUAAUAUUUUCAUGUUUAUUAAUGUUUGGUCAUGUAAUGUAGAGAUUUCCAAGGUUUUGAUAUU
Cyprinus carpio (common carp) is the source of this 3684-nucleotide messenger RNA. Its product is annotated as TLR4 interactor with leucine-rich repeats. Bases 396 to 2672 code for a protein of 758 amino acids. Lineage: Eukaryota; Metazoa; Chordata; Actinopteri; Cypriniformes; Cyprinidae. The record is from RefSeq and is a predicted model, not a curated record. The transcript has a single exon. Gene Ontology annotation, cellular component: extracellular matrix. Gene Ontology annotation, molecular function: protein binding.